CACUUGAAAUCGACACACGCACCAGGCAGGAGUCUGCUAUUCCCUCUCGCUGGCUGUCCCUUCGCCAACAACACGGCCCUCAGGCACUUGACACUGCUUCUGCCAAAAGAGUGGGCGCCGGAAUAACGAUUUAAAUCAGUUUUGAGGUGAGACUGCUUCAAAUAUGUGCCAUUCACCUAAUCGAAGUUUCAUCUCUCAGUCAAUCAAUGCCUCAGUUUGUCUCAGUCAGCCACAAUCUGUCAUUUCCCUUCUGCGUGUCGUCGCCUUUCCCUCUGCAGCCGCCUUCUCGCUCUCGCGUCCAUCGUCAUCUCACCAAAAUCCCCCUCGUCCAUGUCGUGUGCAGCGCGCAAGGGUGAGCGAGACCUCGACCGCUCUCUCUUUUCGCGCCUUGCCUCACCCGAUCUCCGCUCACGAGAAGGGCGGACCCCGCGGGCCUCUCUCUUUUCUCCUCCAGUCAGGGCAAGCUCCUUGAUGUCCCGCAGGAACUUCAUCUCGCGCGCUGAUGUGGAACACUCACUCAGCCACUCGACAAACUCCGCCACUGCUGCCUUGUCUGGAUAUCGGCCAAGGAAGUCGCGUUUCGCUUGAUCGGAUUGUUGCAACGCCCUCAGGCGCUCUUCUGGUGGGAUGAUUCUCCAGAUAAGACUGUAAGUGUGAAGUUUCCUUCCCAUCUCUGCACACAUUUGUGAGCGAACAUUAUGUGUGCGUCGGUCUGUUUUGUUUCUGUCUGUCUCGCCUUUUUGCCACUCCUCAGGUCCGCCGAGGAGUGCCAGAAAGAUGUCCACCCUUUCGUCCGUCAGCUCAGCUUCCUCAAGCCUCAAAGCCUUCCUCUUGACGUAUGAGUGAAAAGAGCACGAACUGAGGAAUGUUGCAAUCUUGCUGUCCGCCAGAGAAAGACUAAUGUGAAGUCAAAAGUAACACAGUUCAAUCCGGCAGAUUGACCUUCUGAGCGAGUCGGCUCCGGACAUCCUGUCGCAGAUUUCGAGUGCAAUGCUGCAGAACAGACAGAGAGACAGACAGAGAGACAGACAGAGGCAUGUGUGUGGCAACCACUGUAUCAGCGUGGCCCUUACUUUGCGACGUUGUCACGUAUGUCCCCGCAGUCGUCUUCAGAAGCCAUCGUGUUUGGAUGUGAGAAAUCGAUCAGCAUCAAGUUGCUGGGCUUGAGUUCGGUGGACACGUACAGCUCCUCGUCGUAAACCUUGUGUGCAGCCAUGGAUGGAGACACAUAUGUGAGGCAACCAUUAUCGCACAUUUGCUUUUCUCCCUUACGGUGAUGGGUGCUCGGUAGGGUCCCAGAUGAGCGGCGUCUCCUUGUGGAUAGGUAGGGAGAAACACGUUGCCUUUCUUGAGAUCGCAAUGCUGCAGGCCACUCUGAUGUAGACCUGAAUCAAGGCAAGAGACAAGUACUGUGGGUGGAAGCGUUUAUAUGGAGCGUACUGUGGACGCCUUGAAACAGCUGCGCGAUGACAAAGGUCCCGAAGGCAAUGCGCCUCUCUUCGCCGGUGUCGAGCGCUCUGACCAGCACCUUGGUGUCCCAGUCGAUCUCACUGGCUGCGUGAAAUCCUAAGAGGUCCGCAAAGCUUAUGCCAUGGAGUCUCUCAAUGAUCAGAAACUCUGUUAGCCAUGCGACGGUCAGAUGUGAGCUAAAAUGUUUGUGUCUCUACCUCGUGUAUGACUUUGGUCCUUUACUUGAGAGCACAUCGGCUUCUUCAGGGUUGGUCGGCUGAUAGUAAUGGGGAAUUCGCGGAAGCUCGUAAAUUUUCCCCUUGGAGUGAAUCAAUCGCCAGAGAGUCUCGUAUCCUGCGUGAGGUGAGUUGUCUCGCAAUUCGAGCACUGCAGCAGGCGGCCGAUCUUUGCUUACCAUCCUUCUCGUCGUCGAUAUCCCGUUGCCUCUCCUCAUCCAUGGCCAUCUUGAUGAUGACUUCUUUGGUGGAUAAGGCAGCUUGGCCGUGAGUUCUUCCUGCACGCGCAAAGAUUCAGCGCAAUAUUGCAAAGGGCACAAGACGAAAGGAGGCAUACCUGGUGAGGUGUCCAUACUGAUGGGAGAAGAGAUGGCGCCUGUCAGUCAGCAAGCCAGCAGAAACAGGCAGGGAGACAUGAAGGCAGACAGGCAGGCGGGCCGAAACGUACCCUUCGCAAUGUCAACAAAUAAUGCAACGGCAUUCGCACCGUGUGCCGACCUGAAAUGUGCAGUAAACGAACGACGAGGGAUAAAGACCGAUCAAGGCAGCUCGAUUAGAGCCUCGAUCCGUACUUGAUUUGGUAUUCGACCCCAUCAAUGGUGAAAACGUCAUCGUCGAUAUCCGGGAGCACGUUGGACUUGCCGUGAGAGUUCCAGAAGUCAACGGCGUCCAGCUCUGUUUGCGAAGACUCAAGCGAGACGACACAAUAGACGGAUUGGGGCUGGCAAACAGUCUUGAACACCUCGACCGCUUCGGGAAACAGCGGCUGUCCCUGCCGCUCGAGCUCAGCACCCGCACGGGACGUUGCAAUGGGAAGAGGCCACCCGGCGCAUUCGUCAAUGAGGAAAAACCACAUAGGAAUCAGGAGAAGCGUUGGCGACGGACCUCUCGCCAUCAGACCGGCCCGGGGAAGGGAAGAAUCGGAA
Vitrella brassicaformis is the source of this 2611-nucleotide messenger RNA. The record is from the annotation of a GenBank genome assembly. Lineage: Eukaryota; Vitrellaceae.